UUUUAGAAACAUAAGUUCCUUUUCAUAUUAGCAAUAAAUAAUUUUCAGAACAUAAUGUUAAAGCUGUAAUAUGUGACUUUUGGGUGACCCGACCAAAUUGAACUGUGUGUGUAUAGAUCUGUCAUUGAAAGCAAGUCCUAAGAAGUGGUAGAUCUGUUCAAUGUGCGCUAUUUCUAUGCUUCCCAUUAAGUUUAUUUUUUUGCAUCUUACUUUAGGUUUUGAAAACCAGCUGAAAAUACAAUAUUUUUGGUUAUGGAAAAGAUUUCACAUGGUAGAGAAUAAUUGAACACUAAACUUGCUUGUUUGGUCACAAACUAAAAUUACACAAUCUAUUAGAUUUUUAGCAACCAAGAAAUGGUGGAGCGAUUUCUGCAUAGUGCAUCUUUUUAAAUUGCUACACCUUUUUAGUGUUACUGUUCCCACACGGCCAUAUCUCCACGUUACAGCAGGUGUUUACGGAAGACUGAGGCGGCACCUGUGCUAACUAGCUACGUAGUAUGCUCAACACUUGUGUAGCGGAAGAAGGCCAGUUAAGAAGAAGCCGGUUAAAACCGUGUACAGAAAGUGUAUUUUCCAUUUGUGAAAUUAUUUUGAUGUGAUCUGAAAGUAAAGGGCUUUAUGCUUCUAACUGUUUUUCAAUUGAGAAUCGAUUCAUGUUUAGAUGGAGUUUUUGGCUGCCAGAGCCAGUCUACCUCUGAAAAUAACCUAUAUCCUUGGAUCUUAAGAAGUAACUGUAGGCUCUCCUACACUCCUUAAGAGUACAUUCUUGUGCUAGGAAAUUAUUAGAUAUCUGUGAUGGAGCAACAUUUGACAACACAGGUCAUACCGCUUUCUUCUAAUAUGCCUAGCUAUCUACACAGUACUGUUGUCGUCAAAUUGCGCAGAGUAGUAUGUUCAUUUCACACACUAAUUGUUAAUUUUACACAUUUAGCCUAACACGGCUCUUUACUUGAAUGCAGCUUCUUCCUUGGCUCCUAAGAAGAGUUGUUGGAGCAGGUUGUGAGAAGACCACCCACGGAACUGAACGCUUGUUGGUACGGUGUAUGUUCACAAACCCGCCAUUCCGGAGUACUGCUUAGGGAAGCAUAGGAGGAGCAGCAAGGCCUCGUCCCUGAGAAUCUACAUUCUCCACCAUCUGAGAGACUGGUGUGACUCAUCUAGAGAGUCCAUCCACUGGGGAGCUCCAUGGUACAGGGCCCCUAAAGGGCUGGGACCAGCACUGAGGGCCAGAGGCAGCCGUGGCGAGAUGGGGUAGGGGCUGAGGACAGAGCCAUGGUUCAUAACGGCUCAGCCCCCCACACGCCGCCAGCACAGGUGGGCACCAAUGGCCGCUCUUCUGAGAGGAAGAGGACACCGAAGGCAUGUGACUGCUGUGGGCCCAACUCUAAGCUCCAUGAUGGGAAGGCCCCACAUGGGAAGAAUCCGGGUGGCAAGUCCCGACAACGCAGGGCCCAGCUGGGGAAGGACAAGGGCCAGGCACUGGGGGAGAUCACUAAGAGAAAGGGUGGUCGCCCAUCUUAUAAGAAGACCCUGAUGACAGAGGAGCAGGUAACAGCCAUCCGAGAGGAGCUAGAGAAAGACUCUGCUGUGGAGCAUGUAACAAACCCUUUGCCUUCACCUGUAACCAACUCUGUUGGUCAAACCUUAUUGAACUCUAUGGGUCAGAAGUUAAUGUACACUAUGGUUAAACUGGUGAAUAAGUCUGUGGUUCAACCGGUAACGACAUCAGUGGUUGAGCAUUUUGCUGAUUCAAUAAUAGAGCAGGAGAGAGCCUGUGAAUGGGCUGUGUGUGAGGGGGAAAAGGCCCCUGGUUCAGUCAAACAGCCGGUUAUAGACCCUAAGAUGGAGGUUAUAAAGCAGCCCCCGCCCCAGGCUGGUGACCCAGCUGUCUUCCUUUCCAACGGUACAUCAGCUGUCCCCAAAGAGGAACCAACAGACUGUAGCGUCCCUAUGGAGGUGGAACCAUCAGCCAUAGCCUGUGUUUCCCCAGGCAUUAUUCUGUGCAGCACCCUACACACAUUUGCUCUGUGGGACCACCAAGAUUACUGCAAGAUAGGAGUGUGGGCUCAAAGACCUGAGCAGGGAAGUGCCACAGACCUAGCACAGCAGUCCCAGCCAUCACCACAACAACCCAAACCAGAAGAGGGCAUCCAUGAAGGAAUCAGAGACCUCAUCCAUGAGUUUCUGGAGCUCUUCUAUGUGACGUACGGGAGUUUCAUCCCCCUCAGUGAGACUGAUGUCUUGGAGCACCUGAAGAACAAGUGUAGCACGGACUUCAUUGACAAGAAGCUAAACAUCCAUUUAGAAGUUUUGAAGUACAAAGCGGGUCUAGCCUCCAUCCCUAUGAACUGCUUUAAAGUGGACUACAACAAGCACACCCUGACCCUGGAGGACCUGUCCACACUGGACGAUCAAAACUGGGUUAACGACCAGGUGAUAAACAUGUAUGGCGAAUUGAUCAUGGAGGCUACAGAGCACAAGGUUCAUUUCUUUAACAGCUUCUUUCACAGGCAGCUGGUGGCCAAAGGCUAUGAAGGGGUUAAGAGAUGGACCAAAAAGGUGGAUCUGUUUUCCAAGAGUCUGCUGCUGAUUCCUAUCCACCUGGAGAUCCACUGGUCCCUGAUCACAGUAGACAUGGCCAACCACCACAUCCACUACUAUGACUCACAGGGCAUUGUCUUCAAAUACACCAUAGAGAACAUCAUGAGAUAUAUCCUGGCCGAGGCGAAGGAGAAGAAACAAGCUACCUAUCAGAAUGGCUGGAAGAUGAUCAUAAACAAGGGUAUUCCUCAACAGAAGAACGACAGUGACUGUGGAGUCUUUGUAUUGGAGUACUGCAAGUGCCUGGCUUUAAAAGAACCGCUGCAGUUCACACAGGACGACAUGCCCAAAGUCCGCAAGAGGAUUUACAAAGAGCUCUGUGACUGUAAACUGAGUGACUGACUGACCACAGCUGAGAAAGUACACCUGCCUCUCCAGUGAACCGUGGGUUAACAACUGUUAUUGCACAAGGGCCAUUUAAAACUUUUUUUUUUUUUUUUUAACUACUGGAGCCAAGGAGAAACUGAAGGAAAUGCCGUAGAGACACGACAUUUGACUGGUGACAGUCUUUUCUCUCAUUCAGAGGAGGGCCAGCGGUGCAUAUUCUGCAAUUUUUUUUUUUUUUUAAAUGCCCCGUUUUUAAAAAAUAAUCUUUAACGGGAGUGAGGGACCUGAGACUUUGAAUUCCUUUGGGAGUUGACGUCCACAAAGUUUCCAUUGUUGACUGACUGACCUGGGUCUGGAGCUAAAGCUGCUGCUAUAAGGUUUCAGAUGCCAGUGACAGACCUAUAUGUGCUGAUACCGUUUCCUAACUUCAGUUCUUGAAAUUGUUUUAUAUCAUGUAAUCUCUGCCUGACUAGUGCGGUAAAGAACAAGAAGACUCAUCAAAGGCUAGCUUUUAAUUGAAUGUACUGUUUUGUUACUACUUCCGCUCUCUUGGGCUAGAUUCAAUCUGUAUCACGGACGAUCCACAUUUUGACAAAUUAAAGGUAAUUUCCAAUUGCGCUGACAUGCAGCAUUUACGUGAAUGCAGUCUCUGCGAACACAGGAACAUUGUCUUGAAAUGUAAAUCGAGCUAUAACGUGGAUCUUUCCCGCUAGGGAUUGAAUUCAGCUCUUAGUUCUUGUGAAACUCCUUCGCAUCAAACAGCAGUUGAGACAGUUGAGCUUAGAUUCAAUGUGGAAGAUCCGAACUAUAGGGAGACUGCCUUUUUUACAUUUCAAUGUUUCCGCAUUCGGUAAAUAUUACACGUGUCGGCUCAAUCAGAAAUUACAUUUACAUUGCGCCAUUACAUUGCUCUUUCAGGAGUUAAGUGGGGGAUAUUUAGUUACAAUUGGCCAUGCUACUCCACUGAAAAUGGCUUCAUAAACACUGCUCUUUCUACUUCUGUCAAAUACUGUACACCUUAUUGUUUUUGAACAGCAUAUCUUGACAUAGUGUACUGAGGAAGAAGUAAUGCCUUUUUUUUGUAUGAGGUGCUGGCGAGCUAUGGUUCUCAUUGGAGGACCACCAAGCAUUUGAGCUGACUCAGUUGGUGUCAGUUACCCAUCUGAGGGAGCUGGUCCACAGACUGGGUGUAGUUGGGGAAACGCUGCUGUCGAACAUGCUGAAUGAAUCCAUCUAUACUGUCAUCCAUUUCAUUCUAGCACACUAGGUAACAUUAGAGAUCAUGUUCACAGCAUUCUCUGUACUAGGGUUAAAUCUGCUUAAUCUUCGUUGAGAGAGAAUUUCUGGUUUUUAUUUGAUAUUGUUCUUGAUUUAAGCUGCUGUGGUAGAACCUAAAAUAUUGUAUUGCAAUUUCUUGAUGUAAUACAGGGUUAUACUUACAAAUAGAUACCCAGAGUGGUUAAAUUGGGAUUCUCUAAUGUGAACUGUCCUCAAUUUCAUGUUAAUGGAAGUUCCCAAUGGAUGCGUCUCAUCCUAAACGGUGGCACAGUAUCCUUUCUAAGUUGACUCCUGAAUACAUUCCUACAAACACCAUGAUGUAGCUUGUAUGACUCAGGCAUUCAUUUUCUCUACAUUGGUUUUAAUUCAUGUUUGAGAGAUUACUCUCAGUUGUUUGCAUCAGGAGGAUGCAACAACCCAGAGGCCCAGCCACACCGAACAGAGGGAUGUCCUAUGACACAAGCUAGAUCUACUCAGGGUUUUCUAAAGCUAACCAGCUUGUGUUAGCUUCACAUUCCAGGUCUGGCUUUUUCUGUAUUAGGACGGUGGAUAUUGCUUGUCCGCCUGCCACUAACUCUAGCAGGCUUCUAACUGCGGGCUAGUCGAAUGCCGAACUCUUCACUGAAACAUCAAUUCAUGGUUCAGUCCGUGCCACAUUUUCAUUUGUGACUAAAUGUAUUCUUGCAAAUUCAGCAAGCUAUAGCCUCAAUCCCAAUGGUGUGAAAAAGGCUUUUAUAAGUGCCGGCUUAAUUGUAUUGUUAAUGCUGUCUUUGGUGUGCUUCUCAAUGCAUAAGCACCUUUUUCCUUCCCACUCCUAUUGCUAAAAUAAUUGUAUCAAUUUUAUUUAUCAUACUAAACUUUUACUGUGUAUAGUUUCAAAUGCAUUCUGUAAAUACAAAAUAAUUUGAAGGGUAUUUUAACAUGUUACUAUUUUUAACAAAAAAAUGGAUUAAUAAAAUAUUGAAUCAGU
This is a messenger RNA of Oncorhynchus tshawytscha (Chinook salmon), 5176 nucleotides long. Its product is annotated as sentrin-specific protease 5. The transcript is spliced from 9 exons. The record is from RefSeq and is a predicted model, not a curated record. Gene Ontology annotation, biological process: protein desumoylation. Bases 1273 to 2943 code for a protein of 556 amino acids. NCBI's taxonomy places the organism in Eukaryota, Metazoa, Chordata, Actinopteri, Salmoniformes, Salmonidae. Gene Ontology annotation, molecular function: deSUMOylase activity. Gene Ontology annotation, cellular component: nucleus.